Messenger RNA from Ilyonectria robusta, 1729 nucleotides. RefSeq lists its product as uncharacterized. The transcript has a single exon. NCBI's taxonomy places the organism in Eukaryota, Fungi, Ascomycota, Sordariomycetes, Hypocreales, Nectriaceae. The coding region runs from base 103 to 1542 and encodes 479 amino acids. The record is from RefSeq and is a predicted model, not a curated record.
UUCAGUAAACACUUCGCACAGUAGGCCUCUCUUCGUGACUAUCGGACCCUACAAUAUCAUCUGAAGGCACGAGCUUGCUAUCAACCUUCUCUACAGCUAAGAAUGGCCCCCCUCGAGAACGCCGACGUUCCGCACGAGAGAGCACAGCAGCUCGACGAUGCUCAGACCAGGCUCCGGCCGACAAGCGAGCGAAGUUCAAGCGACCACCAGCUCGGACCGAUUCCAACAAACCAGGAACUGCCGUUCCCUCCCUCCUACUCGAGCCCAGAACCAGGUGGGGUGCCUAUUCACCGCCGAUCCCCCCAUUACCCUCUCGGCCAACUCCCUGCGUCGGUCGUCUACCCGGUUUCCGAUUCCAUUCAAACUACAUCGAUCGAUAGCGACAAGAUCGGCUCUGAGACCCGACGGGCUCAGGUCGUGGAAUCUGAAGGCGAGAAUGGGAUGCCCCCAGACGGAGAGACAAAACAAGACACCACUGGUUUGUGUGAUGCGCUGGAGGCAAGAAUAAAGGAAAUGGUGGACAGGGAGGUUGCCGAACAAGGGCCGGCGAAUCAAGAACUCGAGCAGAGGAUGCUUGAACAAGAGGAGAAAUAUAGGAGACUUGAGCGGAGGAUGGAUGAAAAAGAGAAUGGGGAUGAGGGACUGAACUGGAGGAUGACUGAAAAAGAGGAGCAGGAUAAGAAAAUGAAGCAGAAGUUGAACACCCAAGCCAGGAAGAUUCGCAACUUGAUGAAACGGACUGCUAUAGCUAGAGACGCCAUCGAGACCUUGCCUGAUCUUCGGAAACAAGUCACAGACAUCCAGGCCUUGGAGUCUCAGCUUGAGACACAAGAUGAAGCGAUCGAGAACUUGGAAUCACAGCUUCGGGGACAAGAUACAGAUAUCCAGGACUUGGAAUCUCGGCUUCGGACACAAGAUACAACGAUCGAGACCAUGAAAUCUCAGCUUCGGGAACAAGAUAGAACGAUCAAAGACUUGCUUCAGCUUCGGAAACAAGUCGCAGAUAUCCAGGCCUUGGAAUCUCAGCUUCGGGAACAAAAGACAGCGAGCGAUGCCAUAAAAGGCAAGGUCGAGGAGUUGGAAGAUUGGUUCCACAACCAAGCGAAAAGCCACGAUGCCUUGGAGAAGCAACUUGAAGAAAAAGACAAAUUAAUCCAUGCCGAGGUUGCGCUCAGGGAUGAGGAGUUAGAAAAGCAGUUCCAGAAACAAACGAAAAGCCACGAUGACUUCGCGGAGCAACUCCAGGAACGAGACAGAUUGAUACAUUCUGAUCUUAAUCACCUCAUCGAAGGCUUAGCAACGCAACUUGAGAAGCAAGAUGGCCGUGCUGUGGCCCAGGACACCAUGUUGAAGCAACUUCAGAAUGAAAUCAAUGGGUUUAAGGAGCAGUCUCGGGGACUCCAAGACCGCGGUAGAUCCAAGCGGAGAAGCCCACACCAAGGAUCACGGAAGAAGUCCGGGCAGCGGCCUCAGAGCCAACACAGGUUCACGCGAUCGAAAUCAAGGCCCAGAGAAGUGUAUGUGGAGCAGAAAUUUUUAUAGUCGCAGCCAGGAUGCAGAGUCGAGAUUAGCCGGGGUUGUAUCGUUGAUUGCAUCCUCAUCCACAGGCGUGGCAUUCGGAGAUUUUAGGUUGUUUCCUCAUUAUGUCAGUUGUUGUUUUGUUAACUUGAUGCCUUAAUGCUCCAGUACUUACUCAUAUAUAAAAUAAAAAAAGUCGUGUGUGACACAG